Messenger RNA from Ochotona curzoniae (black-lipped pika), 2846 nucleotides. It is a transcript of the gene ANGPT2, whose product is annotated as angiopoietin 2. Lineage: Eukaryota; Metazoa; Chordata; Mammalia; Lagomorpha; Ochotonidae. The record is from RefSeq and is a predicted model, not a curated record. Bases 360 to 1868 code for a protein of 502 amino acids. Gene Ontology annotation, molecular function: receptor tyrosine kinase binding. Gene Ontology annotation, biological process: Tie signaling pathway; angiogenesis. The transcript is spliced from 9 exons.
CUCUUAUCAACUUAUCAUAUAAGGAAAGGAAAGUGAUUGAUUCGGACACUGACACGGGCGAAUCUGGGGAAAGAGAAACAACGCGGCUGGAAGGCUGCUCCGUGAGGCUGCUGCAGCCCUCCUGGGUGAGCAGGCUGCUCAUCCGACUCGCCACAGCCUCGGUUCAUUGCACGCCGGCAGGGACCGGGUGUUAGAGCCGGCUUUGCUCCUGAGAAGGGACGAAGAAGACAGACUUUCCCGGACGGACUGAGCCAUGGCAGCAUAGCCCAGCGUUUCAGACGACAGCUCAGGACUCUGGACUCGCGAGCGCCAGACGCUUGCUAAGCCGGCGGUGGUUUAUUGCCCAAAGCAAAGGGAGAAUGUGGCGGAUUGUUUUCUUUACCCUGAGCUGUGAUCUUGUGUUGGCCACAGCCUACAGCAACUUUCGGAAGAGCAUGGACAGCGUGGGGAGGAAGCAGUACCAGGUCCAGCACGGGUCUUGCAGCUACACGUUCCUACUGCCUGAGACGGACAACUGCCGCUCUUCCUCCAGCCCCUACGUGUCCAACGCCGUGCAGAGGGACGCGCCCCUCGACUACGACGACUCAGUGCACAGGCUGCAAGUGCUGGAGAGCAUCAUGGAGAACAACACGCAGUGGCUGAUGAAGCUGGAGAAUUACAUCCAAGACAACAUGAAGAAGGAGAUGGCGGAGAUGCAGCAGCACGCGGUGCAGAACCAGACGGCGGUGAUGAUAGAGAUAGGCACCAACCUGCUGAACCAGACAGCCGAGCAGACGCGGAAGCUGACAGACGUGGAAGCCCAAGUAUUAAACCAGACGACAAGACUUGAGCUUCAGCUUCUAGAACACUCCCUGUCGACAAACAAACUGGAAAAACAGAUUUUGGAUCAGACCAGUGAAAUAAAUAAACUGCAAGACAAAAACAGUUUUCUAGAAAAGAAAGUGCUGGACAUGGAAGACAAGCACAUCGUCCAGCUGCAGUCAAUAAAAGCAGAGAAGGACCAGCUCCAGGUGUUGGUGUCCAGGCAGAAUUCCAUCAUCGAAGAGCUCGAGCGGCAGCUAGUGACGGCCACGGUCAACAACUCGGCCCUUCAGAAGCAGCAGCACGAUCUCACCGAGACGGUCCACAGCUUGCUGACCAUGAUAGCAACCUCCACCUGUGAGUCAGCGCAUGCGCUGUCUAAGAACUCCCUCGGGACUAAGGAGGAGCAGGUUACAUUCAGGGACUGUGCAGAUGUGUUCAGAUCGGGACUGACCACCAGCGGUGUCUACACGCUAACGUUUCCUAACUCCACGGAAGAGACGAAGGCCUACUGUGACAUGGAGACGGGCGGCGGCGGCUGGACGACCAUACAGCGGCGGGAGGAUGGCAGUGUGGAUUUCCAGAGGACGUGGAAAGAAUAUAAAAUGGGAUUUGGCAACCCUUCAGGAGAACACUGGCUGGGAAAUGAGUUUGUUUCCCAGCUGACUAAUCAGCAACGCUACGUGCUUAAAAUCCACCUGAAGGACUGGGAAGGGAACGAGGCUUACUCACUGUAUGAACACUUCUACCUCUCAAGCGAGGAAUUUAAGUACAGGAUUCACCUUAAAGGACUCACAGGGACUGCCGGCAAAAUCAGCAGCAUUAGCCAACCAGGAAAUGAUUUUAGCACAAAGGAUGCAGACAACGACAAAUGCAUCUGCAAAUGCUCACAGAUGCUCACAGGAGGCUGGUGGUUCGAUGCAUGUGGUCCUUCCAACUUGAACGGAAUGUACUAUCCACAAAGGCAGAACACAAAUAAGUUCAACGGUAUUAAAUGGUACUACUGGAAAGGGUCAGGCUACUCACUCAAGGCCACAACCAUGAUGAUCCGACCCGCAGACUUCUAAACACCUGCACGCACCUGGGGAAACUGCGCACUGCACAUCCAGAUGUACCCCAGGGCACCGGCAGGCACGGGUGCUCAUGGCCCCCUCGGCCACCUGGGCCACACACUCCCGGAGCCGGGGGACUCCUGUCCUCAGACUAGUGCUCCGGGAACAUCAUCACUUAAUGAACCCAAACAAAACUCAAUACGGGCCAUGAUCUGGCAUUGUGAAGAGGUGGGUACCUCGGAGAAGACGAGUUCAACGUUGAGAGACUGACAACUUACAGACUCUGCUGUCACAACGAGAAAGCUAUGUGUGAGUUUAUCAGUAAAUAACUGGAAAACAGAACACUUAUGCUACACAGUACAGAUCAUCCUGGAACUGUAUUCUUGUAAGCACUGUUUAUAGACUGUGUAAAUACCCUUAUUCCUCAACUCAGCUUCAUGAUCACAAUUAAAAGGAAGGAAGCAUCCUCUAAGCCCGGGGAUACCUGUCUAGGCCGACGGCAGACGCGGCUCCAGCUGUGCAGCAUUCAGCACAGCAGAGCCAGUGUACUUCCACUCCUCCUUCCAGGGGCUUCAGGUCUUCUCUGUGGAGACUGCACACUCACACAGGUUUUGACAGCCCAGUUUUAAGUUAAUGCUUAAGUAUAUAUUUCAAGUUUAUAAACGUGAAUACUUGCAGCAUCUCUGAUAGCACCAAUGGAAAUGUGUACCCUGUCAUUUCAGAUGAAGAUUGUACUAUGUUUUUUUCUGCUUGGCUGUUAAAUAUGAAGGUAUUUUCUAGUAAUUAAAUAUAACUUAUUAGGUAAGAAGAUUGUUUAAAUUUGACAAUUAUAUUUGCAAUUUUGUAGUUUUGUUAUGAAAUGACUGUGCCUCAUGAGGAAAACCUUGAUUUUAUUGAUGGCGAACAUUACACAUUUAAUUUCAAGACAAAGAGAUUGUAUUAUGUUUUCUCAGUACAAUAGAGAUCUAUAUUCUCUUCCAGUAAAACGUACUU